AUGGCUAGCGUUGAAGAAGUCGCUCUGCCUCCUGCAAAUAAACGGCCCCGUUCCUCUGCCGAGGACGAGAACAGUGAUGAUUCGUCUGACGAUGAUUUCGGUCCUGCGCUGCCCUCCGAGGUAGCGCCCAAGAAGAAAAGGCGCAAGCUUCCUUUCGAGAAAGUUUACGUCAAUGCGCUACCUGUUUCCGCGAAGUACUCGAAAUCCCUGAUGCACAAGGAUCAAUUAUCGUUCGUGACCGUUGCACCCUAUACCGACUUUGUGAUCACCAGCUCUGUGGAUGGAUUUGUCAAGUUUUGGAAGAAGAUGGCGGAAGGCAUCGAAUUCGUGAAGGAAUUCCGAGCUCACCCAGGUGAGAUUCGGAGCGCGACUGUUAGCGCCGAUGGUCGCAGUUUUGCCACAGCAGGGUUGGACAAGACAGUAAAGAUAUUUGAUGUCAUCACAUUUGAUUUAUUGUCGAUGUAUACACUGGACUUCGUACCUCGAUGUGUUUGCUGGGUACACCAGCGCGGAGCAUCGCUACCACUUCUUGCCGUGACAGACGAGUCAAGCAGCACAAUUGAAGUAUUUGAUGGACGUGGCGAGAAUUCGAAGCCAUUACAUACUUUGAAAUCAAUCCACCGUAGCCCGGUUGUAUCAUUAGCGUUCAACAACGCAUUCGACUGCGUUAUCUCAGCCGAUGAAUCAGGCAUGAUUGAAUAUUGGAGAGCGGGAGACGGAACUUUCGAGAAACCCGACAACGUCUUCGAGCUGAAGUCUUCAACAAAUCUGUUUGCAUUCAAGAAAGCCAAAUCGGUCCCGACAGCCAUCACGAUCUCCCCAUCUGGCGAGCACUUCGCUACAGUCUCCUUCCCAGACCGGCAGGUCCGCGUCUUCGACUUCGCCACAGGAAAACUUUACCGCACAUAUGACGAGUCAAUAGCCACUAUCACAGAAAUGCAGCAAGCCGGAACGGCGCCGUACGCAUUGGAUGAAGUGGAGUUUGGACGCCGCCUGGGCGUCGAGCGCGAAAUCGAAAGCGAAGCGACCCGCAACAAAGUAAACGUCACUUUUGAUGAAUCAGGACACUUCCUGCUCUACGGAUCCCUCUAUGGCGUGAAGUGCAUCAACACAUACACGAAUCGCGUGGUCCGCGUUUACGGCCGCGAAGAACCCUUCCGUGCUCUCAACCUCGCGCUAUAUCAAGGUCAACCGCAACGCAAGGGCGUUGUCACCGUUUCAAUGGCCGCAAGCAGCAAUCCGCUCCUUCAAGAAGCCGAAGAACGCGAUCCGAUUCUUCUUGCCACUGGAUUUGCAAAGGUGCGUUUCUAUAUGUUCACCAAUGAGACGGAGAUUUCCAAGUCCUCCCGUGACGUGCAAAAUGAGAAGCCCACCCAGUCAUCAUCCGACAAAGGCGCGGCACCCACGAAAGCCCCGGAGACAGGAACCGCCGCAAUUCUACACACAACUUACGGUGAUAUUCACUUGCGCUUGUAUCCGUCAGCGGCACCACGCGCUGUGGAGAAUUUCGUGACGCAUGCCCGACAAGGAUAUUACAACAACACCAUCUUCCACCGUGUGAUCCGAAAGUUCAUGAUCCAGGGCGGUGACCCUCAAGGUGAUGGAACUGGCGGCGAGUCCAUCUGGGGCGGUGAGUUCGCGGACGAAUUCUCCGUGCUCAAACACGAUAGACCGUACACGCUGUCCAUGGCGAAUGCAGGGCCCAACACCAACGGCAGUCAGUUCUUCAUCACCACCGAAAAGACACCAUGGCUGGACCAGAAGCAUACCAUCUUUGGACGUGCGGUGCAGGGACUGGACGUUGUGCACAAGAUUGAGAACUGCCGAACACACAAGGAGAAACCCGAGGUCGAUAUCAAGAUUGUCAGUAUCAGCAUCUCUUGA
This is a messenger RNA of Penicillium soppii, 1884 nucleotides long. Its product is annotated as WD40 repeat domain-containing peptidylprolyl isomerase. Lineage: Eukaryota; Fungi; Ascomycota; Eurotiomycetes; Eurotiales; Aspergillaceae. The record is from RefSeq and is a predicted model, not a curated record. The transcript has 3 exons. Gene Ontology annotation, molecular function: peptidyl-prolyl cis-trans isomerase activity; protein binding. Gene Ontology annotation, biological process: protein peptidyl-prolyl isomerization; protein folding. Bases 1 to 1884 code for a protein of 627 amino acids.